Molecule: messenger RNA, 1030 nt
Organism: Dioscorea cayenensis subsp. rotundata (Guinea yam)
Lineage: Eukaryota; Viridiplantae; Streptophyta; Magnoliopsida; Dioscoreales; Dioscoreaceae
Product: peroxidase 5-like
Exons: 3
Coding region: 31-996 (321 amino acids)
Biological process (GO): response to oxidative stress; hydrogen peroxide catabolic process
Cellular component (GO): plasmodesma; plant-type cell wall
Molecular function (GO): peroxidase activity; heme binding
Source: RefSeq, a predicted model, not a curated record
CCUUCUUCUUUCUUGAAGUUUCUUUCAUCAAUGGCAACAAUGGUAGCAGUAAUGGCAACAAUAUCUUCAGCCUCACUAAAAGUUGGUUUCUACGAAGACUCAUGCCCUGGUGCUGAAAAGAUAGUACGUGAAACAGUCCUGAUAUCAGUGCUCCAAAACCCUGGUUUUGCAGCAGGACUCAUCCGUCUUCAUUUCCAUGAUUGCUUUGUCCGGGGUUGUGACGGAUCAGUGCUCUUAGACUCAACGCCGGGGAAUCCGGCGGAGAAGGAGUCACCGGUGAACAACCCCAGUCUCCGAGGUUUCCACAUCAUCGACGCAAUCAAAUCCUCUCUUGAAUGUUACUGCCCUUCAACCGUCUCCUGCGCCGACAUCCUCGCCUUCGCCGCCCGUGACUCCAUCUUCUUCUCCUCCGGCGUCUUCUACCACGUCCCUUCCGGCCGCCGUGACGGCAACAUCUCUAUCUCCUCCGAAGUCCUCCUCAACAACCCUUUCCCUACCUUCACCGCCGACCAACUCCGUGAUAACUUCGCCAGAAAAAACCUUUCUCUUGAUGAAAUGGUCACUCUCUCCGGCGCUCAUUCAAUUGGCAGGUCUCACUGUUCAAGCUUCACAAACCGUCUCUAUAACUUCACUGAUCCAUCACUUGAUCCUUCUUUUGCUCAGUAUCUUAAGGCUAAGUGCCCACCGGAGACGGCCAACAUCAGUGAUCCAACCACGGUGGUUAUGGACACAUUCUCGCCGGACGUUCUUGAUAACAGUUACUACAAGAACUUGUUAAAGCACAAGGGUUUGUUCACGUCGGAUCAGACUUUGAAAGAUAGUGAGUUGACGGAGGAGUUGGUUGUGGCUAAUGCUGUGAAUGGGUUGGCUUGGUUGGAUAAGUUUGUGGAUGCUAUGUUGCAUAUGGGUUAUAUCGAUGUGCUUACUGGAAAUCAAGGUGAGAUUAGAGAGUCAUGCAGGGUUGUUAAUCCAGUUCAAACUCUUGCUGUUUCAUAGAGACUUGUUAUAAUUAAGUACUGUUAAGUAUUUC